Messenger RNA from Camellia sinensis, 871 nucleotides. The record is from RefSeq and is a predicted model, not a curated record. Lineage: Eukaryota; Viridiplantae; Streptophyta; Magnoliopsida; Ericales; Theaceae.
UUGCGGUGCUCUUAGAUGGCGCAUAGCAGCAAAGAUCUUCUGGACUUGGAGCUCAAGAAUUCAUCUUCAUCAAACCUAGUUAUGGGAAAAGUAAAGGAUUUCUUAGGAGUUAUGUCGGAAGCAAAUCAAAGGCUGCAGAAUGAUGCAAAGGACAACGUUGAGGACUAUGAUAUUGAAGUUCUCACUGGGAAUGAGUCUGAGUACAUUGAAAUGGAUUUGAUGCUGGGUGUUGCUGAUCUGCAUACACCCGAGGCUGUUUCUGCUGCCCAGUCUGCAAUAGUUGGUUAUCAACCAGUGAUUUCUUUGGCAGCUAGCAGCAGUGAAACAGAAUCGGAAUCCUCCAGUGAUGGUGAUAGUGAAGAUGACAGUGAUGACGACUACAAUGAUGACAAUGCCACAACCACUCCUCCCAAACUUAAAAGAGCGAAGUCUGUUGAAGAUGAUUCUUCAAGUGAGUCAUCUAAAAAACACAAGCCAAAAAAGCAGCCAAAGAUUGUUGAGCUAUCAUAAGACUGUUCUGGUCUUGAGUUAGCAAAGAUCCAGGAUCAAUUUGUCAAAAAUAUGGGCUGUCAAUGAACAAGGGUUGAAGCGUGCAUCCACAGACAAGAAGUUGAUGUGAAGAAGCUUACAAAUAUAAGUGAUUGUGUGUUGAGUUUGUUAUUUAUACAGGAUUUAUUAGUCAAGCCAUCUUCACUGAUUGUAGACAUUUUUCAUAUCACAUCCUUCGAUCAUGAUUUUGCCUACGCUAAAACUUUUGGAAUAGCGUCUCAAAAUGUAGUCUCCUUCUCUAUUGAGCUGAGUAGAAGAAACAACAGUAAUUAUGGGCUUGAGUAAUCUAUAAUUUCUUGAGAAUAAGUGCUUUAUUUGUUUA